UAUGAACCCGUGUGACUUUGAUGAGAUGGUUGUAAAGUCUGUGCGUGUCUGUGUGCGUGUGUUUGUGUGUGUCGACCUGUGGCCAGUAACGCAGCAGUGUGCUGGAGGGCAAAGUCUCAGGGAUCGUGUGUAUCUGAUUUGCUGUGAGGACACACAGGCUUCAGCUGCAGGCGGAGCAGCUGAGCCGGGCAGUGUGUGUGUAUGUGUGUGUGUGGACACAUGCAGCAUGUAGCCGGGGGCCGGAGGAUCACUGAUGUUUGCCCGUCCUCUCUCUGUCUCUGCCGUGGCCCAGCGUCUCCUCCCGACCGCCGCACUCACCCAGCCCCGGUGACCCGCUCCAGCCAUGGGUGGGAGUCUGGGCUGCCACCGCUCCAUUCCCAAGGACCCCACGGACUUCAGCUGCGGGAAGCGCAAAUUCAGCGCGGCGUGCAACUUCGGCCACAUCCUGGUGAACCAGGAGCGACUUAACAUCAACACUGCCACCGAGGAGGAACUCAUGACUCUGCCGGGAGUCAACCGCACUGUUGCGCAGAACAUCGUGGAGUACCGGGACUGUAUCGGCGGGUUUAAGAAGGUGGAGGACCUGGCACUGGUCAGCGGCAUAGGGGCAACCAAGCUGGAGGUGAUCAAACUGGAAAUAUGCGUCUCCAGCAGGACCAGCUCGUCCCAGCACUCCCCGUCCUCCCUGCGCAAAGACCUGGAUCACCAGCCCUGCACCGGGAUCAACAUCAACACCGCCACCCCGGCGCAGCUCAUGAGCAUCCGCGGCAUCACGGAGAAGAUAGCCAAGAACAUCGUGGGGUACCGGGCGGAGAACGGCCCGUUCAAAAACAUCGAGGACCUGGUGAGGGUCACCCACAUCAACAGCUCCCUGCUGGACAGGAUCCGCUUCCAGGUGUACGUGGAGCGCUCCAGGGCGGCGUCCACCAACACCAACGGGGGGCUGACCUGCACUAAGUCCCACCCGAGUCCGACUUCACUAAGCUUCAGGAGCGACGACCUGGACCUCCCGCCCGGAGGACCGACCCAGAUCCUGUCUGUGCGGCCCAACGUGGAGCCGCCGCCGGGGUUGCGGGACGGGAAGCCCGUGGUGCGUCUGGGCACCUGGAGCCUGCAGGGCUGCUCCUGUGACAAGGCCAACAACCCGGGGGUCAAAGAGGUGGUGUGCAUGACCCUGCUGGAGAACGACAUCAAGUUACUGGCCGUGCAGGACCUUCUGGAGAGGGAGGCUCUUGAUAAGUUCUGUGUGGAAUUAAACCAAGGUACACUGGCCAGCAUACGGAAGUGGAAGUGGCCACGAGGGCUCUGGAAAAGUGUUGUGUCUGAAAAACCCACCGGAUACUCCAGUAAGGGAGUGAGCUACUCUGGUUUUCUGUGGGACAGCUUGUCCGGUAUUGACCUGAAGGACGCUUCUGUCUUGGACGCUCCUGUUGUCAAUGGCAAUGGGCAUCACACCUACCCUCUCCUCUACUUGGCUCACUUUAUUGUCGGUUCAUACGAACUGACAGUGGUGAACGUGCACAUGCAGGCCACAGCUUCACCAGGAGAGUCCAACGGCAAGAACCACAACACAGAAGAAGUAAAAUGUCAGCGCCUCUCGCCGAGUAUCCAGGAGACACUCAAAGCUGAGAAGGAGUUGGUGGUGCUGGGAGAUUUCAGCUCCCCCCCUCAGAGCUCAGAGCUGGACAUACUGAGAAAAGAGAAACUCUGUGCUCUGAUCCCAUCCACCCAGUUCACCAACAUCAGCACCCGCUCACCACAGGGCACCCAAUGCCUGGACAACAUCUGGGUCAGCCGCUCCCUCAAGAAGCUCUGUUCCGGCCACUGCAUGGUCGUGCGGGAGGGCUUGACCAACCCCUGGAUCCCGGAUAACUGGUCAUGGGGCGGUGUGGCGUCAGAUCACUGCCCUGUGGUGGCUGAGUUUUAUGCAGACGUGUCCCCUAAGGAGCUGAGCAGGCCUGGUAUGGUGGAAGUGGACAGAAGAGACACUAUGCCCAAACAUGAACGGUGACAUCAUCCACAGUGACACUAGAGAAUGUGGUGGAUGACAUUAGAAUGACUUUGUCCUGUCUGGAUCCUGCUCUGUCUUGUUGUGACAUGGAAUUAAAGAGGGUCCUGAUGAACGUGAAGAAGCGCCAAGACUGCCUUUUGCGUUUCCGUUUAUCAGUGUACAAUAGUGACUGGUAAGUCAUAGAACAACACAAAUGUUCAGACAAAAUAAUGUACUAAUUCAAGAAAUGUGCCAACCAUUUUCUAUAUGUAAAUGAAAUAAAGACAAAUUGAUAGAU
Molecule: messenger RNA, 2288 nt
Organism: Pleuronectes platessa (European plaice)
Lineage: Eukaryota; Metazoa; Chordata; Actinopteri; Pleuronectiformes; Pleuronectidae
Gene: eepd1
Product: endonuclease/exonuclease/phosphatase family domain containing 1
Exons: 8
Coding region: 344-2011 (555 amino acids)
Biological process (GO): DNA repair
Cellular component (GO): plasma membrane
Molecular function (GO): DNA binding; catalytic activity
Source: RefSeq, a predicted model, not a curated record